This is a messenger RNA of Trametes versicolor FP-101664 SS1, 1070 nucleotides long. RefSeq names its product Clavaminate synthase-like protein. The transcript has 8 exons. The coding region runs from base 18 to 1070 and encodes 350 amino acids. Gene Ontology annotation, molecular function: 2-oxoglutarate-dependent dioxygenase activity. The record is from RefSeq and is a predicted model, not a curated record. Lineage: Eukaryota; Fungi; Basidiomycota; Agaricomycetes; Polyporales; Polyporaceae.
ACGUUCAUUUGGGUAAGAUGGCAGAACGCGUUGCAGGGGAGCCUUCUUCUUGCCUGGGAACUCUUAAAUGGCUGUCAGAGGAAUACCAUGAAUUGAACGGUGCACAAUAUGACAUCCUGGAGGGUUUCCCGUCCCCGUUGGAAUUUUCCCGACUCAUCCGUAUAGGACGUCCAGUGCUCAUUAGGGAUACCGCGAUCCCGGACGCUCGAGACAGUCAAAUCUGGUCCAAAGAGUGGAUCAGCAACAAGAUGGGCGACAGAGAGAUAUCGGUUGCUGUUACACCCAAUGGUCGCGCGGACGCUGUGACUUCUGGGCCGCACAACCAACGAUACUUCGCGGAACCCCAUACGGAGCAGAUGACCAUGGAAUCCUUCCUUGAGACGCUCUCUUCAGACGGCUUCGAUGGUGAACACUCCGGCGGGGAGGUGCACUACCUGCAGUCGCAAAACGGGAACCUCUUCACGAACCGCUACUUCGAUCUGAGCGGCGGAGAGGACCCCUCCGAGUUCGAGCCCCUGCGGGAUCAUGUUCCCAGUGAGGUCCCAUGGUGUAGCGAUGCGCUAGACAAAGUACCCGACGCUGUCAACCUAUGGAUCGGCGACGAGAAGAGCGUGACCAGCAUACACAGCGACCCUUAUGAGAACGUGUAUACCGUAAUCCGAGGCUCGAAGCACUUCACGCUGCUCCCACCGACCGAAGGCUGGUGCCUGAAAGAGCGCCGCUAUCCGCACGCCACAUACGUUCGGACCUCUACGACGUCCCAAUUGGACCUCGUCCGGUCGCCCGCCGACACGCCGCUGGUCCGCUGGUCGUCCGUAACCGACCCCACUGCACCCGGAGCGUUGCCCUCGGGCGCGCACCCUAUCCAUGUCACGGUGCGCGCCGGGGAAACCCUGUAUCUUCCGGCAGGUUGGUGGCAUUACGUGCGCCAGCGAGGGUUCACGGUGGCGGUGAACUACUGGUACGACAUGGAAGGCAGGGGGAUGUCAUGGGUGUGGCUCAACUUCCUGCGGGGCACCGAGGAGCCCCCACUCGGAAAUGCGAUUGUUGAGGAGGAUGCGAAGCAGUAG